Molecule: messenger RNA, 357 nt
Organism: Vittaforma corneae ATCC 50505
Lineage: Eukaryota; Fungi; Microsporidia; Nosematidae
Exons: 1
Coding region: 1-357 (118 amino acids)
Source: RefSeq, a predicted model, not a curated record
AUGGAAAAGCAAGAGGACAUGAAGAGCAGAAGGCCCAUUACAUACCUAGAGUACAGAAGACACUGUCUCUUGAACGGCGUUAAGCCAGAAAGAAGGAGGGUUAUGGGGCCAUUUGUCAAUGCCGAAGCCAUCUUAGAGAAAAAGGGGAGCAGGGCAGCCGACCCAGCAGUUGGCGAGGUGUUUUCAAUGCUGCAGGAAGGCGGAUACUUAAGCAGGAAAAAAAUCAGCGAAGCUGCAAGGAAGAUGCACCUUGACGAGAAUGCACUGUCUGGUAUUUUUGAAGUAUGCGGGGAGGAUAUCUCAGAGGAGCAGUUUACUUCGCUAUUCGCUGGCUGCACGGGAUGCAAGGAGCCUUAA